AUUUGAUCCAAAUGAAGGUGAUGAAUACACUUUGGAGGAAGACUUACUUGAAGUAGGAGAAGAAAGCCGGGAUUAGGUUAACAUAUAUGAUCACUGUUAUUUGUGAUGGGGAGCUAAUUUCUUCCCCGAUUGAUCAAACCAGAGAAGAAGAGAAGAAAAGACAACAAUGGCAUCCCCACCAUUCUUGCAUUUGCUUCUCUUCUUCCUCCUCUCCGGCUUUGCCUCUUCAACCACCACCCUGUCAAGUCAUAUAUUCAGACCCCGGGUGCUGCCAGAACGUUCCCUCCUUCAGCAAAAAGCAGCUUGUGACAUAGACUUUGAGAAUCAGAACUACACCAUCAUUACAAGCCAAUGUAAAGGUCCGAACUACCAAGCUAAACCAUGUUGUGGUGCUUUUAAGGAACUAGCUUGUCCUCACAGCGAGAAGUUAAAUGACAUGAAAAAUGACUGUGCCACAACCUUGUUCAGUUACAUUAAUCUCUACGGCAAAUAUCCACCUGGCCUUUUCGCCAAUCUGUGUCACGACGACAAGGAAGGACUCAACUGCGACGAAGUCAUGCAGGCGAAACAGAAGCAGCAGCAAUCUUCGGGCGCUGCUGCAGCAGAGAAAUCAGCCGGGCUGAUCAUUUCUGCAGCUUCCUUCCUCAUCUUGAUAUUCAACUUGUUCUAAAGAGAUAAGUACAUAUGUUACAUCAAAAUUAGACCCACUUUAUUUAUUUUCCUAUUUUUUUGGGUCGAUUCCGAAUUUAUGUAUGAGAUGUAACCCUCCUUGGAAUCAAAAUCUUUCGCUUAUUCUGAUCACGAAAGAUCUCUUGUUCUAUCAAGAUCACCUCUUUUUUACUGGAUGUCGAGAGAUCAAAAUUUUGAAAAAACAAAACGGGUAUGAAAUCUUUUUCGAGUUUGGCUCGUAUACGAGAUCGAGCCGGGUCGGGUCUUUUUAAACAAGUUCAAGCUCGAGCUCUUCGCAAACAGCCCGACUCAAACGAUAUUGAAUUCUGCUAUAAACCUGAAUAUACCCAAUAAUAUAUAGUUAAAAU
Molecule: messenger RNA, 1037 nt
Organism: Daucus carota subsp. sativus
Lineage: Eukaryota; Viridiplantae; Streptophyta; Magnoliopsida; Apiales; Apiaceae
Product: GPI-anchored protein LLG2
Exons: 4
Coding region: 167-670 (167 amino acids)
Source: RefSeq, a predicted model, not a curated record